AUAUAGAGGCGAUACUACCGCGAUUGUUUUCAAACUACCGAUAGUGGAAGCUGAAUCCAAACCAUCGGUACUAUCGAUAGUACCACCGGUAGUUUGACAUCUCUACUGUCGAGAUUGUUACAGCUCUACUGGAUCUCUAUUAUUUAUUUGGUCGCAAUGAUAAUGUUGUUAACAGGGACAAAGAUGUUCCGAGUUGCAAAUUUACCGAUAGCAAUUCAACACUUUCACAACACUGCAUCACACCAAAAAUAUGUCGCUGCAGUCCAAAUACCUAUUCCGAGUAAUGUCGAUGUUGCUGAGGAUAGCCGUUUCUCGCCCCAGCGCGCACGGGACCAAAUGUCCACAGUGAUCCUGGCACAGGGGCCUAUGUCAACUAUCGACAUCACCAUCGACAACAGCUGGAAAAACGCUGUUAGCGGCACUAUUGCUGAACAGGAUCCCCAUGUGCAAUCCUAUGACUGUUUUGGGUCAAUCAGCCUAAACUCGGUGAUGCAAAGCAAUGUACCGUCCCCAUUUGAGGGCUUAAAUAAAUUUUCGCAUCUGAACAUGCCCGGCGGCCAGUGGUCACAGCAAUAUAAGUUUACAUCUCAAAAUAUGCAGAAUUCUCACUACAGAGUCCUACGCAACAGUACUCGAGCCGAUUGGGUCACCUACGAUCCGAAUUUCACUAUCGAAAGAAAUGGCAAAGAUUCGGAAUCCCUGGGAAAUUCUCUGUCGAAUUUGUAUUGUUAAAAACGAUUUUGCGAUUAUGAAUUUUCCUAUUUUUGCAACGGCUUUUGUUCGAGAGGCGCUACUGUGCGUCGUGUGUAAAUUCAAUCUUUGGUUCAGCUUUAUUGGGCUGCACACAUGGAACUAAAUUGAAGCUUAAGCAGAAAGCUCAUCCAGCAGCGGCGGUACAAUGGGCCACGUACCUAAACAGUGAACAUGACUUUUCCUAUUUUUGCAACGCUAUUUGUUGGCGAGGAAAAGAAGAAAAGGAAAUGCAAAAAAAAAAAAAAAAAAAGAAAA
Messenger RNA from Drosophila kikkawai, 1008 nucleotides. The record is from RefSeq and is a predicted model, not a curated record. NCBI's taxonomy places the organism in Eukaryota, Metazoa, Arthropoda, Insecta, Diptera, Drosophilidae.